AGUUUUGUGGGUUCACCAAAUCAGCGUAAAAAUAGAACGGAGAAUCUCUGAAGAAAUAAUAUCUGAAAUGGGCUCCUCAUCUAGUAAGAAGCAAGAAAUGUGUGGUUUGAGGGAGGAGGUGGAAGAUUCAGCCGAACACGGCAAUGUGAUUCCGAUUUCGAGAUUGUUAUUCGAGACUAACUACUCAUUUAGUCAAAACAUAGCCAACCGUCUGAAGGAAAUGGUUAAAGAGAUGAUUGAUGACGCCAGAAGGAUCCAGCUGUCAGACGAACUCUCUCAAUUUGACGGUUUUCUAGUAGAAAAUAAUGACAAAUUUCAAAUUAAGAGAGAUGAAUUGAGAAAAUUUGUGUGCGUCAUUUCUCUGGAUAGAGACCACCCGAGCAGAACCAGCGGGAGAUUGAAAUUAAUAGUAACAGAGAGUGUGGAGGAGGAAAUACUGAAUCGCAUUGGCACCAUGCCGGCUGACACGCAGUACGAACUGCUGAAGAACAUGCAAGAUGCAUACUUCGAUGAAGUUACUGGGUACAAUCUGGCCAGGAACAUUUCUCUGAAGGAAGAUGGAAUAGACCGUGUAAGAAUGACCUACACCGACCGAUACAUUGAAGCAUUGGCUCGAAGCAGACGCUACCGUCUGCCCUACUUCUCUCACAAGUUCCUCCAUAAGGACUGUCCAGUCUGCAAGAAAGAGUUUGUUGAGGGGAAGUUCGUGCACACCCUGCACUGUGGACAUGCCCUUCAUUUCCAUUGUUCGGACGCUUACAUCCAACACUUCAGCGUGUGUCCUUGUUGUCGCGCGGACCUUGUGGUCAAUCACAGGGUGGUCGAAAGAGUUGAAAGCAAGAUGAAUGCUGAUGGCUCCAGGGAUCUUUAUGUAUCUCUGUCAAGAGAGAGAGAAAGAGGGGAGAGAGAGAAAGAAAGAGAGAAUGAACUACAAACAUACAACGGUCUUAUAAGCAGAAGCAAAUAUAUCAUCUACCUAAAAUCUCUGCUACUUCUGCUGAUGAAAUAAAAAUUUCGAUGGAUCCUAUAACAAUAAUGAUGGCCAGUCAUAUGCCCUUGUGGCGCAACCGGUUAGCGCGUUCGGCUGUUAACCGAAAGGUUGGUGGUUCGAAUCCACCCAGGGGCGUGUUAAAUCUUUUUAUAACUAGAUAUAACACUAACUAACUUUAUGUUUAAUUAUAUCUGUAUAAUUAAUAAUAUAGUAUAAUAUAUAGCUUUAGAAUUAUUUAUCAAAAUAAAUUUUUUUAAAUAUUUUAUUAAAAAAUAAUAAUAUAAUAAUAUUAAUAGUAGUAAUAAUAUUAAUAACGAUGAUGAUGAUGAUAACAUGUUGAUGAUAACAACAUGCUAUUAGCACUGAUUGGCAUUUUGUGUGUAACAGUUUAUACACUUGAAAGAUUUAGUAAAAAUGUGUGUAUGUGUGUGUUUGUGCGUGUGUGCGUGUGUACGUGUGAAAAAGUGUACAACAAAUUUUUAUGUGAAAAAAUUUAAGUUCCAGUAAAUAAAUUAAUUGAAUAA
Molecule: messenger RNA, 1515 nt
Organism: Helobdella robusta
Lineage: Eukaryota; Metazoa; Annelida; Clitellata; Rhynchobdellida; Glossiphoniidae
Exons: 2
Source: RefSeq, a predicted model, not a curated record